Molecule: messenger RNA, 1115 nt
Organism: Daktulosphaira vitifoliae (grape phylloxera)
Lineage: Eukaryota; Metazoa; Arthropoda; Insecta; Hemiptera; Phylloxeridae
Exons: 4
Coding region: 544-1110 (188 amino acids)
Source: RefSeq, a predicted model, not a curated record
AAAAAAAUUGAAAAAAUUAUUGAUUUUUAGAUUUUUUUGGAGGUUUCCCAGAUUUACGGGGAACGAGAGAAAUUUUUUCAAUCUUUGAGGAUAAUGUCUUCGACUAGAUACGAUUUGUGAUCUUUUGACGUAUCAUUGAAAGAAAUCGGUUCGGUGAGAGCUGAGAAAAGUGGUAACAGACACAAAAAAAACACAUCAUAGUAAAAUUAGUACCUUCUCAGCUUCGCAUCGAAGCCAAAAUAAAAUAAAUUUUAUCAAACGAAAUAAUAUUACUUACCUGUGUAAUACAACCAUUAUAAAUUAGAGCCAGACCUAGGCCAUAUCUAAAUCAUUAUUCAAACAGUCCAACAGACUGCAGUCGAAGAACGCGAAUUUUAAAGCGCAGAAAACGGAAAAUUCUUCCAGAUGACUCAUAUUUUGAGGGGUUUACGAAAUAGGAUAUAGAGGGAGUUAGAGAGAGACAAAUAAUUUUUCAUUUAUAGAUUGAUCAAGAGAAACUCAAAAACUAUAAACGAUAGCCCACUGAAAUGUGUUAUAAAAAUUAUGAACAGUCUAAUCGAAAAAGAAAAUUCAUUAAAAUGUAUGGUUGUAGUGAUGUCUAAAGCUGUAUCCGCAUCUCGUUCUAGUCCUACAUUUGCAAAAUACAAACGCCGUGUAAGACGACGAAAUCCACUUGAAGAUCAUGAUCCUAAUUCACAGGACAGUGGUUCUCUUACUGCUCAUGCAGAUGAUUCUAGAUCAGUGUCGACAUUAUCUGAUAUGCGAUCUGAGAGCAAUACAUCAUAUACAGCUGUUUCAGAUGAUGAAUUCUUAGACAUUGCUGUAUCCCCAACAAGAUCGUCUCCAGAUUCACUUCUACUUGGAUUCAGUACAUUAAUAGAAGGAGAUACUAUUAGCCAGACAUCAAUUAUUCUUAAAAGAAAAAUUACAAAAUAUUCUUCAGAUACUCCUCGCAAGACUGAUUUAUUAUUUGGUGAUAUUAAAAAUAAUGAAGCAGUUGUGAGAAAAAGAAAGUUGACACGUGAUUUAGAAUCAAAUCCUGAAACUAAUGUAUUAUUAAAGAAAUCUAGACCUAGUACAAGUCUUUCUAUGUCAUUUGAUUCUCCAUGACUUGA